Oryzias latipes (Japanese medaka) is the source of this 1460-nucleotide messenger RNA. RefSeq lists its product as uncharacterized. The record is from RefSeq and is a predicted model, not a curated record. NCBI's taxonomy places the organism in Eukaryota, Metazoa, Chordata, Actinopteri, Beloniformes, Adrianichthyidae.
ACAGCCUAGAUAAAGAAGCGUCAUAAACGUCAUCAGCCAGCAGGGGGCAGCAGCAGACCUCUGCAGAUGGGGAACAUCUGCUUCCUCCAUUCAUCCAGAAGGUUCUGCUUCCAGACUGAGGGAAAGGUUCCAGUCCUGGUCCUGAACAUGAAGCAGACCUUCAGAGACGCUUACGGCUGAGCCUCCAUCAGGUGCAGCAGGGUGGGCGGAGACUUCCUGCUCUGAUGAUCCACAUGCAGCGUCUGUGUCUGCAGGUUGAGGGUCUGACGCCGUGGGCUCUCUGAUCUGCUCCUGCGUGUCAAAGCUGCUGCAUCAGUCUGAGACCACCAACAUCACAGCUCCGCCCCCAAAACCACUCUGCUUCUGCUGAAAUAGAUCUGUGACAACCAGGAGACUCUAAAGUCUGGCUGCUGCUGAACAUGGAGCUGAGGAUGAUGAUGGUGGUGAGGAUGAUGAUGGUGGUGAGGAUGAUGAUGGUGGUGAUGAUGGUCAGAGCUGAAGGAGUGAAUGUGAUGAAGGUCAGAGCAGAGUUGGGUACAGACGUCUCCUUAAACUGCUCCAUCAGGAACAAAGACAUCUUCUGGUUUGUAGAGAUCUACGGUCAGAUCAGAGCAGGAAUAGGACGACUUUAUCAUCCUGACAUGUAUCAGUACUAUUCUCCGGAUUCUGAAUCCAAAUAUUUCAUGAUGGAAACCCGUCUGGAGAUCAAGAACGUCACCAAAGACGACUGCAGGUCUUACUUCUGUGCAGAGAAGAACAAUGGGAACCUCGUCUUUGUGGACUCUUUCCUACUAGAAUCAGAUGUUCCUGACAGUCAGACGCCGUCCACAGACUCAACCAGCUCCAACCAGAACAGAACCGGUGAGAACCGUGGACCCGAGCUGCUGCAGAGGAAGGAGGUGGUGAUCUCCUCUCUGGGUCUGAACGGACUCCUGCUUCUCAUCCUCAUUGCAGGUCUGAUGUUUCUUCAUCUGAGGAAGAGGAGGAGCAGCAGCAGGACUGACGUUCCAGAACAUCACCAAACCCAGGAGACUUAUUAUGACCUGGCUAUCUACCACAAAGUCCAGCAUCCUUUGUGACUCUCUGCUGCCUCACCUGGACACACCUGGACACACCUGGACACACCUGCCUCACCUGUAGUCACCUGUCUCACCUGGACACACCUGCCUCACCUGGAGUCACCUGUCUCACCUGGACACACCUGCCUCACCUGGACACACCUGAACACACAUGGACACACCUGCAUCACCUGGACACACCUGAACAGGUGACUGACCUGGACCAGACCUUUGGUGAUCAGAGGACUGGAUCGGUGGAAGAACACAGAGGAGGAGGAGCCUGCAGCUGUCAUGACUUGAACGUUUUUGUUGUCCUUGUUUGUUGUUUUUGCAUCGAAUGUUUGUUUUCUUUCAUCUUUGGAUCCAAAUAAAUGUAAAUAAAGUCAGAGAGCUUCUCCUCCA